Messenger RNA from Cylindrotheca closterium, 840 nucleotides. The record is from the annotation of a GenBank genome assembly. NCBI's taxonomy places the organism in Eukaryota, Bacillariophyta, Bacillariophyceae, Bacillariales, Bacillariaceae.
AUGUCAUCAUCUACAUCCGCAGUCCUGGUCGGAUCCGCUUUGCUGGUUGCUGCCGCAGCUGCUAGUUCACUCUAUUCUUCCAAAGCAGACAGCACGAGUACCAUUAAAGAUAUCGACGAUGAUGAAUACGACGAAUCUGAAUUGAUUACGUCGGAAGAAGUUACCAAAAUUUUCGACCGCCUCUUUUUGGAAAUGCAAGGCGUCUUGGCACAGCUUUCGCAGAUGGUUCAGCAGAUUCAAAUGUCGGGUCAAGUGAUUCCUGAGAAGCAACUCCGCAUGAUGAUCAAGGCUGAAUUCGAACGAGCACUUGCAGCCAAGCAAACUCUAGUAUUGGAAGAAUAUGAUAUGGAUUAUGAUUGUCUGGAAGAAGCUACCUGGGAAUUUAUGGAAAAGGAAGAAGAGUUCCCCAAGGUCAAAAAGUCAGUCGAACGGUUUCAGAAAUUGUGGGAGAAUGUUUCAGGAGAAGUCGUAGUGGGCAUGCGACCUGGAAAGGCAGCAACAGUGGAAGCCAUUGAGAUUUUGUCACCGUCCAAGACUGUGGAAGCUGCUGAAAUCUACUUUGAUGCACUGACCAUGGCCAUGAAGGGACUCGUAGAGAAAAUGAAGGAAGACGGACAGGAUCUGAAUAGUCCUGCAGUAGCCCAAGAAUUGCACAUGAAAUUCGCAUCCGUUGCAAAUGAGGCAGGAGAAGACUCCUUGAAGGCCAUUGGUUUGACUCAAGUACAAUUCCAAAAAUCGAUUGAAGCCAACGCUUCCAAUCCAAUGGUCGGAAGAGCAUUAGCAAUGUUACAGAUGAAACAACAACAAGCGCUAAUGGCUAUGGGAGUUCCACAAGCGUAA